This is a messenger RNA of Megalops cyprinoides (Indo-Pacific tarpon), 2344 nucleotides long. RefSeq names its product Kruppel-like factor 5 like (gene klf5l). The transcript has 4 exons. The coding region runs from base 102 to 1307 and encodes 401 amino acids. Gene Ontology annotation, molecular function: DNA-binding transcription factor activity, RNA polymerase II-specific; RNA polymerase II cis-regulatory region sequence-specific DNA binding. The record is from RefSeq and is a predicted model, not a curated record. Gene Ontology annotation, biological process: regulation of transcription by RNA polymerase II. NCBI's taxonomy places the organism in Eukaryota, Metazoa, Chordata, Actinopteri, Elopiformes, Megalopidae.
GGAGAUGCAGUGUGCCAGGAUUUGACAAAACGGUCGCUACAUCAAGGAAAGGCGUUUAUACUUUUCAGUUGGUUUCAUUUGAACUGUUUUGUGAAAAAGUUAUGGCAAGUAUAGGACUCGCCGUUAACGUCCCGAACACAGAGGAGAGGGCUGUUUUUACACAAUUAAAGCCCGUGAGGAUGUCCGGUGGGGACGGCGCAGAGGAUUCGUCCGUGUUUGAGGAAGUCAAACCUGCGGUGAGAAUUGCACCGAACCCUUUGGAGAUGUCCCAGACCCGGUUAGAGAUGGAGAAGUACCUUCCCCAGGCCAGCCCCCUGCCUUCCCCUUCUAUGACGGAUAAGAAGUACCGACGGGAGAGCGCCUCGGUGGUGGACGAGUAUUUCGCGGAGGAGAAGCCCACCCCUUACAGCGUCAACAUCAACCUGAUCCUUCCCAACACCACACACCUGCGCACAGGCCUCUACCGCCCUGCCAAACCCCUGCUCCAGCAGAUCAAAACCGAGCCCGGGGGCGACGUGCCCUGCUCCAUCCAGACCCUCCCCGAUUUCACCUCCGUCUUCAGCGUGCCGCAGACCGUCAACAGCCUCUUCAUCAAGCCCGACAUGACCUCUGACGACCUCCACAUCGGCCCCCAGCAGCCUCAGGUCUACCAGCUGCCCAUCAGCAGCAGUGACCUCACAAUGCCCCUGUCCAGCAGCCAAUCGGGAAGCAGCAGCAGCACCAGCAGCAACAACAGCAGAACCAUGCAUAACCUCAGCAGCGUUACUAUGACGACCAGCACGGGCGGCUUCGUCAUGCCCGAGCAGUUCUACCCAUCUCCCCAGCCCCACAGCCUGCCCCCGUCUCCGCCCAACUCUCAGCCAGGGAGUCCUGAGAACCAGGCGGAACUCAUCAACACCAUCCCCCCUCCGCCCCCGUACCAGCCCAGGCUGGGACUCAAGCUGACUCAGAUGCACCCUCAGUCUCUCCUGAUGGGCCACGGCCAGGGCAUUCUCACCGGGCCCAGGUACAACCGACGGAACAACCCGGAGCUGGAGAAGAGGCGGAUCCACCACUGCGACUUCCAAGGGUGCACCAAGGUUUACACAAAGAGCUCUCAUUUGAAAGCACACCAAAGAACGCACACAGGAGAGAAGCCCUACCGCUGUAACUGGGAAGGCUGUGACUGGCGCUUUGCCCGCUCAGACGAGCUCACCCGGCACUUCCGCAAGCACACCGGCGCCAAGCCCUUCAAAUGCGUGGCCUGCAGCCGCUGCUUCUCCCGCUCCGACCACCUGGCACUGCACAUGAAGCGCCACCAGAACUAGGGGGCGCCAUCGUUCCCCAGAUCCCCCCACCUACCCCCCACCAUACAAGGGGCUGACUGGCACCCCCUGUUUAAAAUCAGUUUUAUAAUUGUUUUUAUUAUUAUUAUUAAUAUUAUUAUUUCUUCACAAAGAUCAAAAUGUCUGUAUCCAAACAUGCUGCCAACACAUCAACACCACUAAAAGGGAUCGAUUUCUCCAAAGGGAAAAUGGACACAUUCCUCAGUAUAAUAUAUAUAAAGCUGUACAUGUGUGUGUACAUAUGUUUGUCUGUCUAUGUGUGGUUCUGAACGUGUAAAGAAUGUAUUGAAACUUAUACUUGACUGCAUUUUUUUUACAUAUGCUGUAAAAAAAAAAUUUAUUCAAAUCACAAACUUUUUUUAAAGGAUGAUUAUUCAAUAUUGCGUGUGAGUCUAUGUGAAUCUCCCGUCUGAAAUGACCGACUGCAGAGGCUGUUUUGAUCUGGAACCACGCCCUUCCUCCCAGAUUAAUCUGAGGGCAAUAUAUGCUCAAACUGGAACAUGUCACUGAAUGUGUGAUGUAACCUGUCUCAUAUGCAAGUAAGCCUUCUUCACCAGCAGGCAUGCAACAUGCCUGCUCCAAUCAAUCAUUUGUGGGAUUUUGUUUGCUGGAGACCAAGUCAUCUCAUUUGUCUGAUGGCAAAACACAUAUAAUUAAACGUUAAUUAAAAAUCAAAUUACAGUCAUUUGGUUUCUCAUCAACAAAUUGUAAUAGUUAAAAGCAAAAAAAAAACCUAACAUUCAGUCAUGUUCAUCAGUGAUGAAAGUUCCAUCUUUGGUAAUUUAUUCUGGAUUUUGUUGUAGAAGGAAUGGCUCAGUUCAGGCGGUGAAAGCGUUGAGGUGUAGCAUGAACAAUGAACAUUUUAUCCCAUAGUUGAAACACAGCCAUAUGUAGUGACUUUUACAUAGAAUCACUUUAUUCACAAUUUUGAUGCUGUCUCUAUGAGUAAUUUGGAGUACUUUUGUUAAUGUAGCGCUAAACAUUUAUAUAGCAUUUAUCAACUGUACCAUCAACCACUU